AUGUCCGACGAGGAGCGCCCAGAGAGCAAGCAGGAGGUGCUUGAGAUCCGCACCAUUGUCGCCAGACCCAUGGCCCGCGAUGAAAGUGACGCGGUCUCGACACAUGGAAGCAUCCAGGAAGGCGUACGCGGGAUCGAAGCCAUCUCCUUGUCCUGGACUGGCAAUGCUCUCGCGAUUGCCUACAUCGGCAUCAUGCUCAUGGCAUUCACCACAUCCCUCGAGGGCCAGGUCACCCUCCCGCUGCUCGUUUACGUGACCAGCUCGUUCCGCCAGCAUUCCCUCGUCUCGACUGUUUCCGUCGUCCAAGGCGUCAUCAACGCCGUGGUAAAACCCCCCAUGGCCAAGAUCGCAGACGUCUUUGGCCGCCUCGAAGCCUUCACCUUGAGCGUCUUUCUCUUCGUGCUCGGCUACAUCCAGAUGUCCGCCUCCACCAAUGUCCAGACCUUCGCCUCGGCUCAGAUCUUCUAUUCUGCUGGUUCUACGGGCAUGCUCAUCCUGCAGCAGAUUUUCAUCGCCGACACGAGUGACCUGUCCAAUAGAGCCCUGUUCUCGACGCUGCCAGACAUUCCGUACCUGUUCACUACGUGGAUGGGACCACCGAUCGCGAAGAGCAUCUAUGAGUCGUCGGGUGAUUGGCGCUGGGGGUACGCCAUGUGGACCAUCAUCCUCCCCGUCGCCUUCCUGCCCCUCGCCCUACUCCUAUUCCUCAAUGGACGGAGAGCCCGGGCCCUGAACCUCGCGCCCCAAGGCUCGCCCACCCUCAGAGGCGGCUUCUUCACCAUAUUGGGAAACAUCUGGCGGGACCUCGACGUAGGCAGCAUCAUCCUCCUCAGCGGGGGGUUCACCCUCAUCCUCGUCCCCUGCACCAUAUCCAGCACCGUCCCCGACGGCUGGGAGAACGGGGGCAUCGUCGCCAUGGUUACCCUUGGCGUCCUCUUGCUUGUGCUUUUCCCGCUAUGGGAGGUGAGCACCCAGCUGGGCCGCCAAUUGGGGGUAAAAGGAGCCCUGGGGAGCGUGCUGGCCAACAUGUCGCCGUAUCCGCUGGUUCCGCUGCAUCUCCUCAAGUCGAGGACCUUUAGCGCGGGCUCCAUGCUCGCCGUCUUCUACUUUAUGGCUUUCUACCUCUCCGUUCAGCCCUACUAUUACUCCUACCUCCUCGUCGUGCGCAACCUCGACAUCCAGCCCGCCUCAUACAUCCUCAACAUCUUUUACCAGUCUUCCACCGUCGCCUCUAUCGUCAUCUCCCUCCUCAUCAAGCUCACCAACCACUACAAGUGGUUCGUCGUCGCCGGCUCGUGCAUGUACUUGACGGGCAUGGGACUCAUGAUGCACUUCCGCACCCAGGACGCGUCCCUGUCCGCCAUCGUCUUCACCCAAAUAUUGGUGGGUGCCGGCGGCGGCUUCCUGAAUGUACCCGCGCAGGUGGGCGUGCAGGCGAGCGCGGGUCACCAGUACGUCGGUACCGCAACGGCUAUCUUCCUCACGCUGACGAGUCUCGGCGGCGCAAUCGGGUCGGCCAUCAGUGGUGCGCUUUGGGGCAGACUCGUGCCGGAGAAGCUGCGGCUCUAUCUCCCAGAGGGUGCCAAGGAUCAGGUAAGUGUCAUAUAUGGCAGCAUUGUCGAGGCGCAGGCGUAUGCAGUAGGCUCACCGGAGAGGGAUGCAAUCAAUCGGGCGUAUCAAGAGACCAUGACCACUUUGCUCACAAUCGCUCUUGUCAUCUGUGUACCAGUGCUCAUCUGCGGCUUGUUGAUGACGGACUACUCCUUGAACGAUAUGAAUCAAGGUGUCAAGGGUCGGGUUAUCGGUGGUGAGGUCGACAGGAGCGAGCAAAAAAGGGGUGAUCGCCGGUCAUAUGCGAAGAAGGUAGUAGACUCGUUUAAAGGUCGAAGUUCAUAG
Molecule: messenger RNA, 1896 nt
Organism: Colletotrichum chrysophilum
Lineage: Eukaryota; Fungi; Ascomycota; Sordariomycetes; Glomerellales; Glomerellaceae
Exons: 4
Coding region: 1-1896 (631 amino acids)
Biological process (GO): siderophore transmembrane transport
Molecular function (GO): siderophore-iron transmembrane transporter activity
Source: RefSeq, a predicted model, not a curated record